CCAGACAAUUCACAUAUAUGGAAACGCGAUCUCAGAGAUAGCAGGAUACGGCCUUUUGGACGAUAUAUCACUACAUUUGACUGGUCUCCUAUCUUGGACAUACAUGACUGUGAUACAAAAGAUAAAAAGUUUAACGAUACAAUGACUGUGAUGAUUGAAAAAUUCUUUCCCUUGGAACGGAUUAAAGUACGAAAGUGUGAUAAGCCUUGGAUGACGUCAUCAAUAAAGUCUGCUAUUGGGAGACGCCAAAAAGCCUUACACGAAAGCGGGAAAAAUUCAGAUAUUUAUAAAUAUUGGCGUAACAGAGUCCAAUCAUGCAUUAAAGUUGUACGAAAGAUCUACUAUAUGAGGUCAGUUGAGAAAUUAAAAAAUUCUAACCCGGCAAGAUGGUGGAAAGAAGUGAAAGCCAUUGGUGGUCUCUCGUCAAAAAAUUCUUG
Molecule: messenger RNA, 437 nt
Organism: Paramuricea clavata
Lineage: Eukaryota; Metazoa; Cnidaria; Anthozoa; Malacalcyonacea; Plexauridae
Source: the annotation of a GenBank genome assembly